AUGAGAAUCUACUACAUUGGUGUAUUUCGCUCUGGCGGAGAAAAAGCUCUAGAGUUGAGUGAAGUUAAAGACUUGUCACAAUUUGGUUUCUUUGAAAGGUCUAGUGUUGGCCAAUUUAUGACUUUUUUUGCCGAGACAGUCGCUUCUAGAACUGGUGCUGGACAAAGACAAAGUAUAGAAGAAGGUAACUAUAUCGGCCACGUCUAUGCCAGGAGUGAGGGCAUAUGUGGUGUUUUGAUCACUGACAAAGAAUACCCUGUCAGACCAGCAUACACACUAUUAAAUAAGAUAUUGGAUGAAUAUUUGGUUGCACAUCCUAAGGAAGAGUGGGCAGACGUGACUGAGACCAAUGAUGCGUUAAAAAUGAAACAAUUGGACACAUAUAUUAGCAAAUAUCAAGAUCCUUCACAAGCAGAUGCUAUCAUGAAAGUUCAACAAGAACUGGAUGAAACAAAAAUUGUUUUGCACAAGACCAUUGAAAAUGUUUUACAAAGAGGUGAAAAGCUGGACAAUCUGGUAGACAAAUCAGAAUCUUUGACGGCGAGUUCCAAAAUGUUCUAUAAGCAAGCUAAAAAAUCCAAUUCAUGUUGCAUCAUCAUGUAA
Messenger RNA from Saccharomyces paradoxus, 603 nucleotides. RefSeq names its product palmitoyltransferase YKT6 (gene YKT6). NCBI's taxonomy places the organism in Eukaryota, Fungi, Ascomycota, Saccharomycetes, Saccharomycetales, Saccharomycetaceae. Bases 1 to 603 code for a protein of 200 amino acids. The transcript has a single exon. Gene Ontology annotation, biological process: endoplasmic reticulum to Golgi vesicle-mediated transport. The record is from RefSeq and is a predicted model, not a curated record. Gene Ontology annotation, cellular component: Golgi apparatus; membrane. Gene Ontology annotation, molecular function: SNAP receptor activity.